Molossus molossus (Pallas's mastiff bat) is the source of this 1038-nucleotide messenger RNA. RefSeq names its product melanoma-associated antigen B16-like. NCBI's taxonomy places the organism in Eukaryota, Metazoa, Chordata, Mammalia, Chiroptera, Molossidae. Gene Ontology annotation, cellular component: nucleus. The transcript has a single exon. The record is from RefSeq and is a predicted model, not a curated record. Gene Ontology annotation, biological process: negative regulation of transcription by RNA polymerase II.
AUGUCUUUUCAAAAGAAGAAUCCACAGUGCUCACCUGAUCAACCCCUUCAGACCCACAGUGAAAACCAGGGCCUGGAGGUUGCACAGGAAUCUGAGGUUGUGGAGGAGGCCUGUCUCUUCUCCCAUCCUCCAAUGCCUGGCAAUUUGAAGGAGGCUCUUGAUGCUGGUAUCCCAAGUUCCUCUGAGAGUCCUCAGAGUUUCUGCUCCACCUUAGUUGUCACCACAGUCACCUCAUCAAGUGAAUCCUCUGAGAGCUCCAGUAGCCAAAAGGAAGAGAGUGGCACCUCAGUGGCAGUUCCAGACCCCAUGAAUGUGUCCACAGAUGCUCUAGAUGAAAAUGUGGCUUCAUUGGUGAAUUUUUUGCUGUUCAAGUAUCAAAUGAAAGAGCCAAUAACCAAGGCUGACAUAUUGAAGAUUAUCACCAAAAAGUACCAAGACCACUUCAUUGAGAUCUUCCUGAGAGCCUCUAUAUGCAUGGAGAUAAUCUUUGGCUUUGAUGUGAAGGAAGUGGAUCCCACUAACCACUGCUAUGCCGUCUUCAUCAAACUAGGCCUUACCUAUGAUGGGAUGCUGCAUGGUGAAUUUGGUGUGCCUAAGACUGGCAUCCUGAUACUUAUCCUGGGUGUGAUCUUCAUGAAAGGCAACCGUGCCACUGAAGAGGAAAUCUGGGAAGUUCUGAGUGCGAUGAGUUUAUAUCCUGGGAAGAAGCACUACAUCUUUGGAGAGCCCAGGAAGCUCAUCACUAAAUAUUUUGUGAAGGAAGAAUACCUGAUGUACCAGCAGGUGGCCAACAGUGAUCCUGCAAAAUUCGAAUUUCUGUGGGGCCCGAAAGCCCAUGCCGAAACCACUAAGAUGCAAGUCCUAGAAUUCAUGGCCAAGGUUCAUGGGACUGACCCAAGUUGUUUCCCAUCUCAGUAUGAAGAUGCAUUGCAAGAUUAAGAAGAGAGCAUCUGAGCCAGAAUUUCAGCCAGGGAUAUCUCAACUUCUGUGGCCACUGCCAGUUCUAAGGCCAAUCCUGGCAGCUCCUCCCAUACCUAG